UUAACACGAAACCUAAACACAGUUCCUCUGUAUUUUUUCCUCAAUUGGCUGAAAAAUAAAUUUCGUAAUCAAAGAGUGUUCCUUUGAAGAAAAGUUUCACCCUUUUUUAACAGAUCUGAAGAAGGGUUAUAUUGAAAUUUUUGAUUUUCAGGGAAUAAAACAAACAAAGGAGGAGGGUGCGAUCGAAGAAGAGGUGAAAAAAUAUGGCGCAUAGGGUAGAACAGGAUUAUGAUUAUUUGUUCAAGAUCGUGUUGAUCGGUGAUUCUGGUGUCGGCAAAUCAAACAUCUUGUCUAGAUUCACAAGGAAUGAGUUUUGUUUGGAAUCUAAGUCCACCAUUGGUGUUGAAUUCGCCACCAGAACUCUCCAGGUUGAAGGGAAGACUGUUAAAGCUCAGAUAUGGGACACUGCAGGUCAAGAGCGGUACAGAGCUAUCACAAGCGCUUACUACAGAGGUGCGGUAGGUGCGCUUCUUGUUUAUGACAUAACCAAAAGACAGACCUUUGACAAUGCCCUAAGGUGGCUACGUGAGCUUAGAGACCAUGCGGAUUCAAACAUUGUGAUCAUGAUGGCUGGAAACAAAGCUGAUCUAAACCACUUGAGAUCAGUUGCUGAGGAAGAUGGUCAAAAUUUAGCUGAGACGGAAGGUCUCUCUUUCUUGGAGACAUCUGCUCUUGAAGCCACCAAUAUUGAGAAAGCUUUUCAAACCGUGUUGACAGAGAUCUACCAAAUCAUAAGCAAAAAAGCUUUGGCUGCUCAAGAAGCAGCAGCUGCUAAUUCAGCGAUUCCGGGGCAAGGAACAACGAUUAACGUUGAUGACACAUCUGGAGCAGCCAAAAGAGGUUGCUGCUCUACUUAAUUGGAAACUUUCUCUUGCUUAUUUUUUGUCUUCUUCUUCUUCUCUCUGUUUUCUCUUCAAGUUUUGGGUGAUGGAAUGUAACAAACAACGAUGCAAGACUAUGUAGAAUAUUUUUCUUCCUUUACUCUUGUCGUACCAUCUAUGAUGGACUUGUGUUCAGAAAGAAAAAAAAAAGAAGAAGGAAAAGCUUGUUAUUAAACUUCUCUUCUUUGUGUU
Molecule: messenger RNA, 1073 nt
Organism: Camelina sativa (false flax)
Lineage: Eukaryota; Viridiplantae; Streptophyta; Magnoliopsida; Brassicales; Brassicaceae
Product: ras-related protein RABA2d
Molecular function (GO): GTPase activity; GTP binding
Source: RefSeq, a predicted model, not a curated record